AUGCAGAAAUAUUCCGUCGAGGAAGAGGAGCUUAUUCAAGUGAUGGAGUCCCAUACUAUUGAUGAUCAAAAUCUGAGAAAGGAUUUUGAAAAUUUGAAAGAGGCUUAUAACCGCCAGCAGAAGAUCCUGCUUGAUCUGCAGAAAAAAUUUCUGCAGCAUGAAACCAAGCAGGAUGACGGGAAAGACCAGGGUCAGGAUGGAGGUCACGUUGGAGAAGAAAGUGGACAUGUUGCCCAAGGUGACCAACCUAGCCAGGACAGCCACACUGGUCAACAUGUCCAAAAAAACGAAAGAUUUGGUGACAGUGGAGGUGGUGGCGAUGGAGGUGGUGGCGGUGGAGGUGGUGGCGGUGGAGAUGGUGGCAAAGGUGGUCGUGGCAAAGGUGGUGGUGGCAAAGAAAAAAGAACUCUUUUUAAAGACGUCUUACUGAGUUCGCUAGGUGGCUCGUACAAAAUCUUGAGAACUUCUCAAAGACUUCUUUAA
Microplitis demolitor is the source of this 483-nucleotide messenger RNA. RefSeq names its product protein no-on-transient A-like. The transcript has 4 exons. The record is from RefSeq and is a predicted model, not a curated record. The coding region runs from base 1 to 483 and encodes 160 amino acids. Lineage: Eukaryota; Metazoa; Arthropoda; Insecta; Hymenoptera; Braconidae.